UUAUAUUUUCUAUUAUAAGUAGCAAUAAUUUCACGUUAUUAGAAAUCUUCUAUUAGCUGAAUUGUAAUGUCAGGCAAUUGAACUUGCAUUUGCCUUAAUUUUCUAUUAUAAAUAAUAGAUAUUGCAUGUUAUUAAAGCUUAUUCUUUUUUAGCUGAAUUAGAAUUCCAUGCAGCUGCAAUUAGGAUUAACAUAAUUUCGAAAUUUAAGAUAAGAUUUUAUUAGUAAAAUUCGCAUUUCUUCGCUUUUGCAAUCUGAAUGAAGUCGCUUUCUGUAUUAACUGGACUUACCGUUUAACUGAGUAUUUUGCUUUGUUAGCUCGUUUUUAUUUUCAGCUAAAUAUUAAGCAAAAGCUUAUUUUUACAAUAAUGUAAAAUUUUAAGGAAAUUUCUAUUCUAUUGAAAGUACAUAGUUUUACGGCAAGAAUUUGAGCGUCAUGCACGAGCACAUUUGAAAAUGUUAAUCAUGCAUAUAAAUAAAUUUCUAGAUCACUCAAUAAAAUAUUGUAUAGCGCAACUCUCAAGACGCUCAACAAGGCAAACAAGCAAUCAAAUCAAGGAAGAUACUAGAAUAACAGUGCAAAUGAAAUUGUUUUGCGAAGGCAAAUGCAUAUACAAACAUAAAAUAAGCAGCAAACUCUUAUUAUAUAUUUUAUGGAGAAUUAUAGAGCCGACUUAUAUUCAUACAUAAGUAUUGUUGUGUUCUUGUAAAUCGCGAUCGAUUGAAAUUCGUAUACGUUGUCCUUUAAGCUGGCGCCAGGAAAUAUUCGCACUAAGUUUUAUUUGAAUAUCUCUUUGAGGUCAUAAGAAUAAUUCUUUGUCUAUUAAAGGCGCGUUUGGAAGGAGAUCAUGCUCGUUUUUGGAUGCAUUAAAUAUUUGCUUCUAGCUUUUUAGAUUUGCGGCCAAGUCGAAGUGAUGCGUUUUGAAAGGUCUAAUAAUUAUUAUAUUAAAUUAAAUUCAUUUACAAUUUUUAUAAAUUAUGCGCCAAGCACAUGUUUAUGUUAAAUAUCAAAUAUUUAAUUUUAAAUUUUUUUUAAAACAUUCUUGAGUUUUUUUUUUUUUUUUUUAAGUGUACUUAGGAAAAACCGGAAUUUGUUGAUAAUUAUUAAAAAAAAAAAAAAAAAUCAUGAGAAUUGUUUUAGUCGUUGUAAUGCUUUAGAAUGCUUUGUAUAAUAUAAACAUUUAUUCUCACUCUUUCUAACUGCGACCGCAAUUUGAUCAGAUCAGCUGAAAGCGAAUCUCUUUUUACCCGUCAUAUAUAUAUUUUCAACUAUUCAGACGUAAUUAAAUAAUCACAACAAUGGUUGGGAUGCGGUUGGUAAAUAAAUCGAAAAUUUUAUCGAUUAAUUGCAUGUUAAUGUUGUUGGGAAUGAUUGCGACGCCAUUCGCUUACAAAUCGAACAAAGCUUAUUACGUCUAUAACGUGGCUCUGUUGCAAUGGCGAGAUGCGGAAAGUUAUUGCGCCAAACGAAACAUGCAUCUCGUGUCUAUAGAAAGUGAAGGUGAAGCGAAUUUUUUGAAAAAUUUCAUAAGACUCAGAUAUCAAAAAAUGCCACCGUAUUGGACGGGCGGUCAUAAGGUCAACGGUGAAUGGCAUUGGAUAGCUAGUGGGGAAAAAAUCAAAGAUUUUAUUUGGCAUGCUGGUGAGCCGAACGAUAUGAAUAGCAAUGAAGGUUGUAUUCAUACCUGGGUUAACGAAUUCGAUUGGAACGAUGAUCGUUGCAACGAAAAAUUGCCUUUCAUUUGUGAGCUGCAAACCUAAAUUUUACUCUUUUAACAUAAAUAUUACUUGUAAAGCAAUGCAAUUAAAGCAACAUAUUACAGUGAUUUAAAAUACAUUUUCAUUGUCAAUUGUGGGAAAUUUUCUUUCAUGAAAGGUUUCGAUGAGUUCAUAAAUACAAAUAUUAUCAGCGCUUGUGAUCGAACAGCAACUCACAAGUCUUACGGCACCGCUGCGAGAACGUUUUCAAUAUUAACAAAGUUAACCUGUGAUUACAGUAAAUUAAGCUGCCUAACGUUAAACUCCUACCUCGAACUUUGUCAGGAUGGUUUUCCAUUUCAGUGACUAUAUAUGUUAAAAUUGCUAGGUUCUAUUGUCGAGAUUCAAUCUCUCCUUAAGGGUAGGAAAAAAAAAUAAAUACGAGAUUCCUGUAAGGAGUUAGAUCUUCCUUCACAUUGAUUGAUCUUUGAUGAUUUGUGAUUGGUGAGCUGUCGGAUUAAUAUAAUGAAUGUGAGAGAGUGCAAUAAUAAUUCUACUAUUUUCUUAUUAAAAGUGCGGGCUACGGAACAAAGGUUGAGUGAAUGACCCAAACCAAGCAAUAGCGCUACCACUAACAUCACUUAUAAUAGCUCACCGAUUCAUGAAGCUCAACCGCAAACACAAAUAUAAUCACAACAACAAUAACAAUAAGAAUUGUGGCAAUCUACAAUGACAACAGCAGCAAGUCUUCCAACGACACUCGUUGAACGUACUAUAACAUCUUUGGAAAUUCCAGCUGAGGAAUAACGUCAGUUGCGCCAAAGGCAGCCAAAAAAUAAAGAAUGGGUCAACAAUAAAUUACGCGUCUUAGACGAAUAAAAUCAAUUGCUGCGCGAACCAAAUCACAAAGGGUAACCAGCAGUUGGGAUUAUUAAAAAAAUGGCAUUGCCGGCACAGUGCUAUUGGACCGGUGCGUAAUAGUUUGAGGUUGGAUGUGCAAGAUUUGUGAUACUUAAGAGAUAAUCAGUCGCCCUUGAACCAUAUCUUACUCGCACCAGUGGCAGCGUCAGCGAAAUUCUUCGCCGAACUACCAUUGGAAAAGAUACCUGAUUGACUGAUGAAUAGCAAUCCAGCGUUCAUGGCGUAUAAAGGUGAAAACAUUCUUAAUAUUAAAAUGCUUGCAAAAUUUGUGCAUUUGUUUUUUUUUUUUUUACGUAAAAGUGGACUUCAAAGCUAUACUUUUAUAUAUAUGUAUAUAUGUAUAUACAUGUAUGUAUUAUUGAAAUAUUUCAGACCACACAAAGAAUUCAGUUUUGGCACAAAACGCUUUGCAGCAUUGGUUCGAUCUGCCCGAAUUACAAAUCGAAAUGACUUGUGUAUUAGUUAAGCAGAGCUUUAGACAAACGGGCCAACAACUAAAUGCGGGCGUCCAGGUAAACAAGAAACAGAAUAAACAGACACGCGUAACAAAAUGCUGUCGUCUUAGUCUCGUUUCUCUUUUACUUUUGUUUUUUUUUACCAUUAAAAAAAGAAAAAGUUGUUAAAAAAUGUGUUAUUAUUUUGUACGAACAACAAUUAUUUUCGUUUCCGAAAACAACUUAAACAAAAAUUUUAUUAAAACGAAUACAACGGGAAAAGUUGCAUUCGCCUUGAGUCAAAUCUUUAAUGACCACCAACUCAAGCCAGCACAUCCAUUCAAUUGGUUGCCCGCCGCGUCCGCAUCUCUACACUCAUCUUCUAAGACAUGUUCGCAAUAGUCACACAAUAUUUAAAAUAACGAUGCAAUAAAAUAGCAUGUUGAUCAUAUCCAUAUUUGCUCCCAAGUCUGAUAUAUUUCUAUCAAUCAAUAUUAUAAGCAUUUGCUAUGGAUUGUUGGUUGUAGUUUUUUAUUUAUUGAGGGCAGAUUACGUUUGUUUGCGCCCUUGGUCGACGAGAAUAAACUAAGACUGUAAUUAGCGAGUUUCAUAUCGCAAUCUCUAGUUUUGUUGGGCAGGACCUAAAUGUUCAAUUAUAACGGACGAGGUAUUAAAAUCCUUCCGUCGAUUAACAUAAAGAUCAUGCAAUUCUCGAAAGGAAAAAUGAAAUUUCGGAAAUUUAUACGAAUGGGUUCAUUGAGAAUGUCAACAGUUAAAGGGACAUUGUCUAUCAAUAUAUUUUAUUUGAACGGGAACGAAUAUCUUAGUUACCCUAUUUCGCUAUCCUAUAGUAUUUCGCCGUAUUUCGACUUAUUCCAGUUUCAAUAGAUUUCUCUCUUGCUUAGGCCAAAGUCUUUGAUCAGUUGACGUCAGAACUUUCGAUCGAAAAAUUUAUCUCUUUGCUGAAUUUGCUUAAUUGUAAUGCUAAGUGAUUGAAUUUCAAUUUUCUUCAAUUAUACCCUACGCCACUUGUGGGACAGUGGGUAGCAAUUUUGUUUGAGUGUAUGUAGUACUGACAAGAAAGGGUUAAGAUAGAUCUACCUUCUGUUGUACUAAUUUAAAGGUAUCUUUGAUAUCUUAUCUGUGAAUUUGAUUUUAAUGAAAUGUAAAACGUCGAGUUGCUUUGGUCGAUGAAGAGGUCCUAUUGAAAUUUUUACCAUUCCAUUAAGAGAAAAUGCAAUUUGAAAAAAUUUCUCGACAAUAAUCGCAGAGUAAUAGUGUUCCGGCGUAAAAUGUGGAUCGGAUGGAUCGAUGUUUUGAAUCCCUUAUAUAUGUAAUAUUUGCUACGAAAGCUAAGCCCUUUUAGAGCACACUAGCCUAAUUUUAAUUUAAUUUCACAACGAGAACUGUACCGUAGUAGUAUUGCAAAGUAAAACUCAAGUCUACUAAAUUUACACCAUGCAAGUCUAUUCUUUGUAUCUCGUAUAUUUGGUUUUCUGAUGAAGAGAACCUCGAACGAAGACUUCAAAUUUUCAAUAUUUCAUGAUGUAUGGCAAUUGCGUAGAAAUUAACGGUGUCAUAUUUGCACUACGCAGGUCUACAUUUAGAGUCCCUCCUUUUCGCAAAAGCAUACGCAUGAAAAGUAAGCCUUUGUAUAGCAAUGGAAACUACUUUUUGAACACUUUAUGACGAAUAAUUGUAAAAAGAUAAACUAACUAAUCUUGCUAUCAGUUUAUGUUGUGCGGCCGGCCUCCUUUAAACACGCAAAGGAUACUAUAAUUACAUGGAAACAAUGCAUAAUUAUUGAGCUUGAGUAAUAUAUAUUCGCGUAUUAUAAUUAAAGCUGAAUAUCUGCAAAUAAAUAAUAAGCUGUAAGCGUAUUUUCAAAUGAUUCUUCUCAACAAUUUCAAUAAUUAAUGGAAUCAAUUU
Molecule: messenger RNA, 4980 nt
Organism: Glossina fuscipes
Lineage: Eukaryota; Metazoa; Arthropoda; Insecta; Diptera; Glossinidae
Product: hepatic lectin-like
Exons: 4
Coding region: 1298-1759 (153 amino acids)
Molecular function (GO): signaling receptor activity
Source: RefSeq, a predicted model, not a curated record